Molecule: messenger RNA, 1448 nt
Organism: Drosophila hydei
Lineage: Eukaryota; Metazoa; Arthropoda; Insecta; Diptera; Drosophilidae
Product: another transcription unit protein
Exons: 2
Coding region: 99-1433 (444 amino acids)
Biological process (GO): transcription elongation by RNA polymerase II; positive regulation of transcription elongation by RNA polymerase II
Cellular component (GO): Cdc73/Paf1 complex; nucleus
Molecular function (GO): RNA polymerase II C-terminal domain phosphoserine binding
Source: RefSeq, a predicted model, not a curated record
GUUGUACGUUCAGUGAGAAAAAGACAAGCAACUCUACUGUCAGCUGUCAAUGAAUACAACUGCUAUCAUAAGCAUUCAAGCUAGAUUUUGAUGCUUAAAUGGGCGAGAAUAUGAAGAAAUCUCCAAUACAGGAUCUAAAUGAAGAUGCGUCCUCCAGCAGCAGCGAGGACAAUGGCAGCAGAAGCAGUGGGAGCAGCAGCAAUGGCGGAAGCAGUAGCGAAAAUAGCUCCAGCAGUGCCUCGGGGGUCGAAAGGCCAUCCACUUCAGUGAAAGUGGAGAAUGCAAGUGCCAAUGGCUCAGGCGCAGGCAGCUCGUUCGCCCAGCCUGCUGACACUGAAGAGAAUGAUCUCGAUGUAAAGCUUGACGAGCUGGUGGAUCAAGUGGAACGGUUUUGUAAGACCAAGUAUAAGAACAGGCUGUGCGCCGAAUUCAAGACUGAGCUGCCACCGAUAGAUGUUCACUUUUUGGGUGGCCUCGAGAGAUUCUUGCGCAUGCCGCAUUUUAUGCCUGUUGAGCCGGAAGCCUACGAGGCGCAUACAUUCCAAAAUGCUCUCCGUCCGGAAGACCUUAACGACAAGGAGUCCCGUGAUGCUUUCAUCACGAAACUUAAGACAACUGUCCGCUGGCGCGAGUGCCAGGAUAAGUCGACGGGCGAGCUGUACAAAGAGUCGAAUGCUCGCAUUGUGCGCUGGUCCGAUGGUUCGGAAACCUUUCACGUUGGUGCAGAGGCCUUUGAUGUGGUCAAACAUCCCAUGCCCAUGGGUCAGAACCAGCUGUAUGUGCGUCAGGGUAGCUACUAUUAUAGGCAAGGCCCCAUCAAGGAUAAAAUGACACUGCGCCCCAAACUGGAGUCGAACUUUGGGCAAAGCCACGUGCAGGGCCUGCGCAAACGUGCCUUUUAUAAGCCGCUCAACAGCUGUGUGAAGGUAUUAAUGGAUCUCAGCACCAAUCCGGUGCUGGAUCGCGAGCGCAAGGUAAAAGAGGAGCAGGCCCAGGAGCGGAAGGAAAAGUCGGACAAGCGGCGUGAGCAGAAAAAUCAACGCAAGCCUCGUGUGAAGCCCAUGCGACAUUGCACAGCCGACGAUAUUGAUGCCGAACUACCAAUCCAUCAAAGUGAGCUUGAAACUGAUCGCUACCCGCUGACUGAUGAUCAGGAUUGGAGUCAGCAUCAGAAUGCAAACACUGCGACUGUAUUUCCGGAAGUCAAACGAACGCCAGGCAUUCGCACCAAUCGCAACACGGAAAUGAAGCCAAUGAAGUAUGAAGAGGAGAGCGAUGAUUAUGAGGGGGAGAAUGACAAUUUCAGCCCAUAUAGCAAAGCGGAUGCUGUAGAGCAACCCAAACAUAAGCCAGACCUUAAUGCAAAAUCGAAUUCAAAGCAAACGAAGCUCAAACACAGACGCAAGCAAGCCAUUCUCAGUGAUUCUGAAUAAACUUGACACAAGUCU